UGCCACCCACCAAUGCCAGUCAGUGCCACCUAUCAGUGCUGCCAAUCAGUGCCACCUAUCAGUGCCAGUCUGUUUCCCCUAUCAGUGCCGCCUAUCAGUGCCCGUCGGUGCUGCCUAUCAGUGCCAUCAGUGCCGCCUAUCAGUGCCCGUCAGUGCUGCCUAUCAGUGCCGUCUAACAGUGCCAGUCAUCAGUGCUGCCUAUCAUUGUCAGUCAGUGCUGCCUAUCAGUUCCGCCUAUCAGUGCCACCUACCAGUGCCUCCUCAUCAGUGCCCAUCAGUGCCACCUGUAUAUCAGUGUCCAUCACUACAGCCUCAUUA
Staurois parvus is the source of this 318-nucleotide messenger RNA. The record is from the annotation of a GenBank genome assembly. Lineage: Eukaryota; Metazoa; Chordata; Amphibia; Anura; Ranidae.